AACUGGAACGAAGAAGAAGAAGAAGAAGAGAGAUUCCGUCAGGAAAGACUUCGGGAUAGAUAACCAAAUCGAAAAAAAUGGCUUUUGUGUCCAAUGGUGAUGAUUUAUUUGACCCCAUUAUCAUGGCCGAUAACAGGUUUCAUGUAGAAGGUUAUCAGGAAGGGUUUGAGGAGGGAACUCGACAGGGAACCAUCGAGGGUCGAAACCACGGGCGGCUGCACGGAGCCAAACUCAGUGCUGAGGUGUCUUUUUAUAAUGGAUUUGCUCUUGCAUGGAAAUGUCUCCUUCAAAAUGACAGUGAUGUUAAAGCGAGGAAAAGGCUGAAAGCUAUGGAGUCUUUGAUCGGAGUGAUCCAGAACUUCCCAUACGAAGACCCUCAGUAUGAGAAACUCCAAGAGGACAUGGAAAGAGUGCGUGCCAAAUUUAGACAGGUGUGCUCUUUACUGAACGUGUCAGCAGACUUUAGAGAAUAUAUAGGUGGAUCAACAGGAAUGUCUUUCUGAGACUACAGGAGUCUUCCAGCAGUCGUGGCAAACUCAUGAUGAUCAUCUGCAGACGCCGCCGCUCGAGAUGAGGCAGCUUUUGGUGUUCACAUGCAGUGUGUACAGCUGUGGACCGUCAUCACUCUCACUGGAGUCGUACGGCAGUUCUUAAUGCUGAAUUCUAGACAACACUCAAUAG
This is a messenger RNA of Rhinichthys klamathensis goyatoka, 681 nucleotides long. RefSeq names its product LTO1 maturation factor of ABCE1 (gene lto1). Lineage: Eukaryota; Metazoa; Chordata; Actinopteri; Cypriniformes; Leuciscidae. The coding region runs from base 78 to 503 and encodes 141 amino acids. The record is from RefSeq and is a predicted model, not a curated record. The transcript has 5 exons.